ACCGGAAGUAGCUUGUCACCCUCAUUUAGGGCAAUUCCGAUGACUGUCCACAAUCUGUAUCUUUUUGACCGGAAUGGAGUGUGUCUACACUACAGCGAAUGGCACCGCAAGAAGCAAGCAGGGAUCCCUAAGGAAGAGGAGUACAAGCUGAUGUAUGGGAUGCUCUUCUCCAUUCGUUCGUUUGUCAGCAAGAUGUCCCCGCUAGACAUGAAGGAUGGCUUUCUAUCUUUCCAAACUAGCCGUUACAAACUCCAUUACUACGAGACUCCCACUGGAAUCAAGGUUGUCAUGAAUACUGACUUGGGCGUGGGCCCUAUCCGAGAUGUUCUACACCAUAUCUACAGUGCGCUGUAUGUGGAGUUUGUUGUGAAGAAUCCUCUGUGCCCGCUGGGACAAACUGUGCAAAGUGAACUCUUCCGAUCCCGGCUAGACUCCUAUGUCCGAUCUUUGCCCUUCUUCUCUGCUCGAGCUGGCUGACACAUCUACCUCACCCCUCAGAAGAACCCGUGACUGCCUGGGCCCAUCUCACUUGUUGCAAUUUGAGCCCUUC
Rattus norvegicus (Norway rat) is the source of this 550-nucleotide messenger RNA. RefSeq names its product trafficking protein particle complex subunit 1 (gene Trappc1). Gene Ontology annotation, biological process: vesicle-mediated transport. Bases 40 to 477 code for a protein of 145 amino acids. The transcript is spliced from 5 exons. Gene Ontology annotation, cellular component: Golgi apparatus; endoplasmic reticulum; TRAPP complex. The record is from RefSeq and is marked provisional. NCBI's taxonomy places the organism in Eukaryota, Metazoa, Chordata, Mammalia, Rodentia, Muridae.